Molecule: messenger RNA, 1283 nt
Organism: Nematolebias whitei (Rio pearlfish)
Lineage: Eukaryota; Metazoa; Chordata; Actinopteri; Cyprinodontiformes; Rivulidae
Gene: strap
Product: serine/threonine kinase receptor associated protein
Biological process (GO): spliceosomal snRNP assembly
Cellular component (GO): SMN complex
Molecular function (GO): protein binding; RNA binding
Source: RefSeq, a predicted model, not a curated record
GACAGCAGCUGUCUGCUGACGGCUGGAAACGACAAAAUGCUGCGUAUUUAUGACCUCGGUAACCCUGAAACAGCUCCGCAGGAGAUCACCGGUCACAGUGCAGCCAUAAAGAAAGCUCUGUGGUGUAACAACGAUAAACAGAUCUUGUCUGCUGCAGAUGAUAAAACCAUUCGGCUGUGGGACAGGAGCUCCAUGGAGGAGGUGAAGACUCUGACCUUUGACAUGACGGUCAGUAGCAUGGAGUAUGUGGCUGACGGAGAGAUCCUGGUGAUAACUUAUGGAAAGACCAUUGCUUUCUACAACGCUCUCAGCUUGGAACUGAUCAAGACCGUGGAGGCCCCAGCUCCGAUCAACUCAGCCUCCCUCCAUCCAGACAAAGACUUCUUUGUUGCUGGUGGAGAAGACUUCAAGCUCUACAAGUUUGACUACUGCACCAAGGAGGAGCUGGAGUCCUAUAAAGGCCACUUUGGCCCAGUCCACUGUGUUCGCUUCAGUCCUGAUGGCGAGCUGUAUGCCAGUGGUUCUGAGGAUGGCACGCUUCGACUCUGGCAGACAGCAGUGGGGAAAACCUACGGUCUGUGGAAGUGUGUCCUCCCAGAGGACCUUGGGACAGAGAACUCUGAGCAGAUGUACUCCUCCACCCCUGAGAUUAAAGCUUGAAGACACAGUUGUGCCAUCAGAGAAGCACGUGAAAAGAACGAAGAUGAGUGGAGUGGUGCUCCAGGGGGUCUUCUGUGAGCUCACAGUAGGGAACAGAGUCCAGAGCCUCCCCACCCAUCCACCAGGAGCUGAUCUUCAGAUCGCUCCAUUUGUCCAAUGAUCACAUACAUGUUUUUCUUUUUAAAGAGCCGUUUGGGCAGCAGAGGAACGCAGUAGAGCUGUGGGUGGAGGCUCACUGCUGCCUGCUUUAUCUCUGUUCAGCCACUUUAUUUUAAAAUGAACUCCAGAUCUUAUGAUUGGCUUUGUUUUGGUUUCAACAUUAAGCUUUUAUUAAGCUGGACCAAGGCAUUUGUUUUCUCUUCAUACGUACAGAAUAGUGGACAUUUGUGCUGAAGUGCAGGAGCUUUCAUUUCUUCAAACUGAACAUGGCUUUGAGUAUUUCCUACCGUUUUACUGAUUUAGCCUUUAAAGAGUGCAAAUGAAAGAAAUUAUUGUUUUGUGAUAAAGUGGAAAGGGGAAAAAAUGUUACUUAUUUUUUUUUCCAUUUUAGAUCCUCUUCAUUUGUGUCCAGUGGUGAAAUAAACAAGACGCAUUACGCUUUUAUUUAUUAGUAAUGCACAAAA